AUGGCAGCCACUGAUCACCAGGAUAAUCACCUCUCACCAAACCAUUUGAUCCCAGCUACUUCCAUCUCAUCCUCUUCUAAAACUCAAGCUCCAGAGACUGGGCCUUCUGACAACCUCAAUGUAGCAAUCCAAGAUGCUGGACAGCAGAUGGAAUUGUAUACCCCAGGGGAAGCUGAUCAGACCACACAAAAGAACGAGAAGGUGCUCACCAUAACGGGUCCAGCCAAAACCUGGAAAAGAAUUGGGACCAAGACAGGUAGACUUCAAAGGGAGCCAGUCACACAUACACCUAUUGUUAUUGACAACAUCUCGGGUUCUAAGAGGGCCUCAACAGAGAAAGUUUCUUGUGAAGAUGAUAUUCAAGUUUCAUUAAGGGAUUUCAGUGAUCUAGGCAAUGAAGUUGAACUUGAUCAUAAUACUAAUGUCUAA
Striga asiatica is the source of this 429-nucleotide messenger RNA. Lineage: Eukaryota; Viridiplantae; Streptophyta; Magnoliopsida; Lamiales; Orobanchaceae. The record is from the annotation of a GenBank genome assembly.